GCGACCUCGGACCCGGAAGUGCAACCUGGGCAAGACUUUGUGAGGCAGGGUGGAAUUCAGAUGUCGCCUCUGUUGUCUGUCGGCAACUUGGUUUCGACGGUGUGCAGAGAUUCUAUAGCAGCUUGGCACCAAGACGGCCAAAGUCGAUCAUACGGCUCAACAGGUGUAAUUCGAAUACUGAUGCGACAAGUAUUGGGGAAGCUGGUUGUCAACAGUCUCCGUGUAGAGGCCGAAGACGCGAUGCUAGUGUCGACUGUCUCGUGCGUCCAAGUACCCCAAUGCUUCCACAGGACAAUAAAAACCCAACUCCGGUUACCGCAACAACAUCUACUGUCCAAGUCCAGACGACGCGAACGACAAAGUCGUCAACGAUUUUGGAGGCAACAUCGACCGUAUCGACGACCUUGGCAAUUACAUCAACGACAAAGAAUGUCGAGGUCGUGACGAGUGAUUUAAUGUCAACAAAUUCAUACAUUACUCGUGAUCGACUACCACGGAAGGAUCUUAAUGUUGCCGCAAUAUACAUUGGAGUGAUACUUUCCUGUUUUAUCAUCGCCAUCAUUGUUAUCAUUAUAUUUCUUCGUUAUUGGUGCAAAAGGAAGAUCACGAAUACCAAACAAACAGGCAGAACUGGAGGAGGUUCGGAUGAUAGAGAACACAACUUUCAAAACAAUGAAUACCAGUACAAUGGAGUUAGAACUGUCGAAAAUGGGCCGAGAAUUUCAUCGAAUAUUUCUGGUGAGGAAUACCAGUACUCGCCCAUUGGACCUUCCAAUAAUGGCACGGACGUCAUACCAACAGUUCCAAAACAAGAUUCCGUCGACGAAUACCAGUACUCGGCCGUUGGACCUAUUCAAAAUGGCGUCGAUGUCAACCCAAGGGUUCCAAAACAAGAUUCCGUCGAUGAGUACCAGUACUCCGCCGUUGGACCUAUUCAAAACGGCGUCGAUGUCAAUCCAAGUGUUCUUAAUCAAGGUUCCGUCGAUGAGUACCAGUACUCCGCCGUUGGGUCAAUGCAAAAUGGCACCGAUGUCAACCCAAGGGUUCCUAAACAAGAUUCCGUCGAUGAGUACCAGUACUCCGCCGUUGGGCCAAUGCAAAAUGGCACCGAUGUCAACCCAAGGGUUCCUAAACAAGAUUCCGUCGAUGAGUACCAGUACUCCGCCGUUGGGCCAAUGCAAAAUGGCACCGAUGUCAACCCAAGGGUUCCUAAACAAGAUUCCAUCGAUGAGUACCAGUACUCCGCCGUUGGGCCAAUGCAAAAUGGCACCGAUGUCAACCCAAGUGUUCCUAAACAAGACUCCGGGAAGAUGAGUUCUACUCUCCAGUUGGUGCUAUCUCCAGCGACACUCUUACUCCAAAAGCCACCGCAUUCUCCAACGUUUGUACCGAUGAGAGCUUCUAUACCAUUCCUGAUAGAUCCGAAGUAAAUCCGUACCAAGAACUCGCUGUCAAAACGUCGGCAUUUGCUGGCUUGCAGAAGCUAAGAAAGAAGCCAGCUCUGGAACAAAAUACGCAACGGGCACCAGAAAUUAAGGUGGCAAAGCAACCGCCUGUCAAGCCAAAGAAGUCACAGACACCGACUAAUGAUACUCCCGUGCAGAUAUCUGGAAAACCUCACCUACCUACAGAGGUGGAUAAUAUCGUGUACGGGCUUGAAGUGCUCGGCGAACAGAACGCGUGUGCCGUGUCGUCACUUGCCGAUGGACGAACCGACGACCAGUGUGAAUCCAUAUACGCAGUUGACAUCGAACUACGAGAGAUAUCCCCUUCCGGCACUUCAGUAGCUAUCUAUAGAGACUAUUCCAUCAAUAGAGGUAUUAAAAUUACUGAUGGAGAGAAUCCAUAUGAAAAUUCGAUAAUUGGCGAUCAAUCUUUUCUGCAAGACGAUGACGAAAGCGAUUAUCACGCUUUAAGUAGAAAGGCAACCUUACCUGUGUGAUUAGAAAGUUGUACGACACAAUAAUAUUGUUCCUUUAACAGCUGUUGGCCUGAUUGGCUCUAUGAUUAUUAUUUUUUUUGAUUUUUGUUGUUCGGAUUUUGUUUAAAUUUUUUUUUUACCUGACUGCUAAUUGUUUAGGUGUAUAGGCUAUGUUCGAAAGUAGUAUUCUUGACUUUUCGGGUAGAGCCAGUCGUCUGUAUGGUUUCGCUGAUCUCUUAUAUUCGAGUGCAGCCGGCAAACUUCUUGUAUAUUGUGGCACGGGUUGUCAACUUCGAAUUUUGCCAAACUUCCUGUACUUGACCUUGUUUAAAUUGGCAAAAAGGAAUGAUGCUGGAUAUAAACUUAAAGUUCCACACGCUCUAGUCUCGUCUAGUUUCUUCAUCGACAUGUCUCAAUUUCAGUCUCACUCACUAGCAUUCGACUUACACUGCGCAUCUCACGAUGUUGACGUCCAAAAAGCACAUCAUUUAUCAGUCCAAAAUGUGCCUUACACGUAUACUUUAUUCGUCCCAAUUAUCACGAUGAUGUACAGUGGCUAAUCAUGAAAAGUACCGGUAUGUCAUAAAAGAGCAAGAGAAUAGUGUUGUAGUAGG
Strongylocentrotus purpuratus (purple sea urchin) is the source of this 2535-nucleotide messenger RNA. RefSeq lists its product as uncharacterized. The record is from RefSeq and is a predicted model, not a curated record. NCBI's taxonomy places the organism in Eukaryota, Metazoa, Echinodermata, Echinoidea, Camarodonta, Strongylocentrotidae. The transcript is spliced from 5 exons. The coding region runs from base 279 to 1430 and encodes 383 amino acids.